AGUAGUUCUGUCCACGCGAGUGAAGGGAAAUCGUUGUAAAGACGAAGCAGCCGGUGAUAACCGUGGAGUAUAACUAGAAACUGAGCUAACUGUCUUAUCUAAGCAGCAAUCAUGAGUCUGUUAACAAAGCCUAAGUCGGAGAUGACCCCUGAGGAGCUCCAGAAACGAGAGGAGGAAGAGUUCAACACUGGUCCCCUGUCUGUGCUCACACAGUCAGUCAAGAACAAUACACAGGUCCUCAUUAACUGUCGCAACAACAAGAAGCUGCUUGGCAGAGUCAAGGCUUUCGACAGGCAUUGCAACAUGGUCUUGGAGAAUGUGAAGGAGAUGUGGACAGAAGUUCCCAAGAGUGGGAAGGGAAAGAAAAAGUCAAAGCCGGUGAACAAGGAUCGCUACAUUUCUAAAAUGUUUCUCAGAGGAGACUCUGUCAUUGUUGUCCUCAGAAAUCCUCUGAUCACAGGAAAAUGAACUCUUUACAUGAUCUGGUGAAGAUUUUUUUUUCUUUUUCUUAAUUUUGAUGAAAGAUUUUGAGAAAGUGGAUUGUCAUUAUUUGAAAUGUUUUUGUUUUGCUGUUGAGUGACUUCAGUCACUAUUGGGUGGAAGCAUAGUGUCAAAAUGAUGUCUGUAGAGCUGUCGGCACAAGAACGCCUUUGUUUACAGACACCUUCUGUCUUUUUCAUUUUAAUAAUAAAAGUGAUGAAAAGAUGAAA
Messenger RNA from Sphaeramia orbicularis (orbiculate cardinalfish), 710 nucleotides. RefSeq names its product small nuclear ribonucleoprotein D2 polypeptide (gene snrpd2). Bases 112 to 468 code for a protein of 118 amino acids. Gene Ontology annotation, biological process: RNA splicing. The record is from RefSeq and is a predicted model, not a curated record. Gene Ontology annotation, molecular function: RNA binding. The transcript is spliced from 3 exons. Gene Ontology annotation, cellular component: small nuclear ribonucleoprotein complex. NCBI's taxonomy places the organism in Eukaryota, Metazoa, Chordata, Actinopteri, Kurtiformes, Apogonidae.